Rhodotorula toruloides NP11 is the source of this 1239-nucleotide messenger RNA. RefSeq lists its product as uncharacterized. The record is from RefSeq and is a predicted model, not a curated record. The transcript has 2 exons. Bases 1 to 1239 code for a protein of 412 amino acids. Lineage: Eukaryota; Fungi; Basidiomycota; Microbotryomycetes; Sporidiobolales; Sporidiobolaceae.
AUGACCGCCGACCAGCUGCCAGUCGAACUCGUCGACUUUAUCCUCGCGCAUGCCGCCUCGUCCUGCACCUUCCCGCCCCACGAAUCCCCCAGCAAUCCGGCAGUACCUUCGCCGUACACCCUUCUGCGAUCCUGCGCCCUCGUCUCCUCCGUAUGGCGCGCAGCAGCCCAGCCCCGGCUCUUCUCCUUCGUCCGGCUCCACUCGCUCGAGACGCAAUGCCCACUCCUCCGCGAAACCCUCGCUGCGCGGGACGACCUUGCUCACAGCGUCAAGACUGUGCGGCUCGAAGGAGAUUUCGACGAAGUCGACGAUCGCGGCGUCUCGUCGGUGCUCGCCCGAUGUACCGGCUUGACAACCUUCGUCCUCGAAGGCCGGUGGCUCGAUUUGCGCAUUCUGCUGGAUCAGGUCGCGAGGCAAACGCUGGCCAAUCUUCGCAUCGUACUCGAACCUCACGCCGCAUGGACCAUUCACCCAAUUCGACCGCUGCCAACCUCGCUUGAGGAUAUCUCCAUAUCGGCUUCCGCCCUAGCCCUCUUCACCGACCCUCACGACGCACGCGCGCGGGGCGUCUCCCUCCCUCGUCCCCUCACCUGGUUAAGCGACACAACUCGUUAUCUCACCGUGACGGACUCUUUCGACGAGGAUGACUGGCUUGAUUGGGCGUACUUGACGCUGCGCGAACCCAGCGAUAUCUCGCUACAAUGGCCAUGCGAGUCGCUUAUCGGCAUCAACGCUUCCGUCGGUUCCAAGUUUGCGAUCGAGCAACUCUUCCCUUCCAGCGCACCUUCCGUCAAACGCCUACCUGUCAUCUGGCACGUCGCAUGGCAGGCCUUUGUCGACUACAUGCCGCCCUGGCGCGACUUCGCUCCUCCCCCACACCCAUCCCUCGCUCAACCUCACUCUCACCACCUUACCGCUCUCUACAUUCUCCCGCUUCCUUACUCGCCUAUCCCUCCGCACUUCCUCGACGAGCUCGCGUCCCGUGUCGGACCGAACGGCGACCCUUCGCUCGAACAGCUCGAAACGGUCUUCCUCGACAAGCAGUGGAAGGUGUUGUUCCGCGGGCGGGCGGGACUUCCCGGUCGAAGUGGACGGCAAGUGGAGAUUGUCUUCGUCGGCGGCGUGCUGAACGAGGAGGAGGUGGUGGUUGGCGGCGGGGUCGGGAAGGAGGACGUUGGCUUUCCUGAGGAGAUGAAGCGGUGGGCGACGAUGCGCCGGCAGGACACGCGGGCGCCUUGA